Paramuricea clavata is the source of this 813-nucleotide messenger RNA. NCBI's taxonomy places the organism in Eukaryota, Metazoa, Cnidaria, Anthozoa, Malacalcyonacea, Plexauridae. The record is from the annotation of a GenBank genome assembly.
GUACUUACAUAAAGAGCGACCAAAUUCCUGUUAGAUUUGUGAGCAUUACUUGUCAAAGAUGGGUUCAAAAAGUCGCUCAAAUCGUCACUCUUUCUAUGGCACGGCUUUAGCUGACGAAACGAGAAUUGAGAAAAGAUACAAUCAAGUACGUCAGCGCCGCCUAUCUGCGUUUCAGGAGGUUGCUCCUGGCUCCAUUAACGAACAAACUGGCGGAACUAGAGCAUAUCUUCCACACUGUAUACUUCCUGGUUCUCAGAGAAAGCGUAGUAACUCAUUACCUGAUGCUAUCACUAUAAACAGUAUGAUUACAAAGAUGGAAAAUGAUACGGCUGCGUCAAUUAGCCUGGUGCGACCACGAAGUGUAUCAUUUGAUCCUACAGCUAAACUUUACACAGCAGCGGCUGAAAAUGAUACCAAGGAAUUGAAAAAUAUUUUAGAUUCUGGUAAAGCUAAUCCAAAUACUUUGUAUUUGUCUGGAAUUGCUCCACUGCAUGUCGCUGCUGCUGAAGGGCAUUUGGAAACAAUUACAUUACUUGUACAGUAUGGUGCUAACAUCAAUAUACAAGAUGCUGAAGGCUGUUCACCGUUAGAGUUUGCAUUACGUGGAGGACAUUUUGACUGCGCGUCGUUCUUGAUUAAGGUGGGGGCUGAAACCAAGAAAAUCGUUCAUGGUUUAAAUUAAACUUUGUGAUACCCAUUCGGGGUGAAUAUUAUUAUUGCCAAUAUUGGCCAUGUAAAUGGGUAAAUUAAAAUUUAACUGACAUUGUACAUAGCCAUGUAUAGUAGCAUUAAACAGCGCAGAUAUUCAUGCAA